Molecule: messenger RNA, 732 nt
Organism: Eimeria mitis
Lineage: Eukaryota; Apicomplexa; Conoidasida; Eucoccidiorida; Eimeriidae
Product: XPA-binding protein, putative
Exons: 1
Coding region: 1-732 (243 amino acids)
Source: RefSeq, a predicted model, not a curated record
AUGCAGCCUGGGGGUUUACAAACUCCCCCUGCUGCUGCUGCAGCUCGGGGACGAGUUAAUCAGGAAUUAGGCUGCAGCGAUGACCUAGCAGCAGCAGCAGCAGCAGCAACAGCAGCAGCAGCAGCAGCAGCAGCAGCAGAAGCUACACCCGCAGCAACUGCAGCAGCAGCCGGAGCAGUGCAACCACCAACAGCAGCAUCAACUCCAGAAGCAAACCAAAGAAAACCAACAACAACCCCACACCAAGCAGCAGCAGCAGCAGCAACAGCAGCAGCAGCAGCAGCAGCAGCAAAAGCCGAUGCAGCAGCAGCAACAGCUGCUUCGCGUUCAUCAGCAGCAGAAGCUGCAUCGCUGCAGCAGCAGAGCCGCACAGAAACCAAAGACACUGCAUCUGCUGCACAAACCAGCGGCAGCAGCAACAGCAACAGCAGCAGCAGCAGCAGCAGCAGCAGCAGGAGCAGCAGCAACAGGGCCCAAUCGAGACCUCCAUCGUCUCUACCGCCUCAACGGCAGCAGCAGAAGAAUGCAGCAGCAGGCGCAGCAGACAAAGACGCAGCAGCAGCAUCAGCAGCAGCAGCAGCAGCAGCAGCAGCAGCAGCAGCAGCAAAGGAGAUAGAUCCUCUCGAUGAAGCAGCAGCAGAAGAAAUAAGAAAGAACGGCCCCCUUGUUGUUAUUGUUACCGGGAUGGCCGGCAGCGGCAAAUCCACUCUUGUUAAAGCCAUGAAAGAGUAA